AUGUGGUUAACCUGGGACUCUGAUUGUCCAGCGAAGCCAUCGGAUGUCGAUGCUCCCCCCGGGAAGGUAAGAGCAAUCGCGAACGACUGGCCCGCACGCGACGAAAACGAUGAGCCAACGGUCGACUCGAGGCGGACGCUCCGACGGGGAGCCGGGUCUGUGCCCGCGGCGACUGGUUCUAGAAGGGACAAAUCCGGUUGCGGGAGGCGGCAGUCGAGGAGCCAAGAGCCACGAGCCACGAGCGCGGAACACUCGGGGGGCUGCGAUCUGUGCUGUCGCGAUGCUGUGUCAGGCAUCGAGUGGCGACCCACUCCCAACCGCUGGGUGUGGUGGAGACGGGCAGGGGUAGACGUUGGUGAUGUGGCAACCCAACUCCAAGCUGGCAGCUGCGAGCUAAGGGGGGCUAGGGCCUGGGGAGGUUCCCUUUUGCGGAAGCCUGGCGGAGCCACAGCGCGUGUGACAGCUGCCAUUGAGCCAGUUCGGGGAGCCGCCAAGCAUGCGGCCGGGGGCCUGGUCUCAAUGCCGGACGGGCACGCAGGCACGUCGGGGGCAGAGAAACUCAAUGGGGCCUGCCUGGGGGGAUCGGUUGAUGCGCCCGUGGCCACCCCGUCGUCGGCGUGCCCUCGUCUCGUUGGCCGGGACCACAAAGGCCCGACGGCGAGGCCAGCCGCCCGCUGCGGCUAUGCUGCGCUAGAUCGGCCGGGCGGCUGCGCGGUUUUCUCUGCCAUUGGUGUCUGGCGAGCGUCAUGCCAUUGAGCCGUAAUCUGAGCGGUUGCGGAAAACUACGGGAGGAUGGAGCGUGGUGUCGUGUGAUUGCUUAGGGCAGUGAGGUCGG
Molecule: messenger RNA, 835 nt
Organism: Gaeumannomyces tritici R3-111a-1
Lineage: Eukaryota; Fungi; Ascomycota; Sordariomycetes; Magnaporthales; Magnaporthaceae
Exons: 2
Coding region: 1-756 (251 amino acids)
Source: RefSeq, a predicted model, not a curated record